Molecule: messenger RNA, 2198 nt
Organism: Chelonus insularis
Lineage: Eukaryota; Metazoa; Arthropoda; Insecta; Hymenoptera; Braconidae
Gene: papi
Product: tudor and KH domain containing protein papi
Exons: 6
Coding region: 121-1830 (569 amino acids)
Biological process (GO): P granule organization; piRNA processing; spermatogenesis
Cellular component (GO): P granule
Molecular function (GO): RNA binding
Source: RefSeq, a predicted model, not a curated record
CAACAUUGCAAUUUAAAUGUGUAUUAGAAUACAAUAAAGUACAUCGCACUCACGUUUUUGUUUUUUAUUUUCUAUUAUUUUUUUUGUAUAAAAAUACUUUUUUAGUUUAUAAAUGUAAAAAUGAAGUUAAUUUCAAAUCAUAUCGUUUUGCCUAUAGUCUUGGGAAUAUCGUUAACAGGUGUCUGUGUGGGUUUAUUCUAUUUUUUAUACAAAAAAAAGGAUGAAGAAGAAAACAAAAAACCGAUUUCUUUAAGAGAGGUGAAAAAUGUGACAUACGAGAUAAAAAUAUUGAGACAAUUUGUUCCAGCAGUUAUAGGACGUGGAGGAGCUACAAUUAAAGACAUUGAAGAACGUACUUCUACACGUAUUAGAUUCGAUAAAGAUGAUUCUGAAUGUCCAGAAAGAAUCUGUAGAAUUAAAGGAACUGUUGAGGCUAUAAAAUUAGCAGAAGUCAUGAUUCAAAAUCUCAUCGCUGAUAUGCCAAUUAUUGAGACUUAUGAAAUGUUUAUUUCUUCAACAACAAUUUCAAAACUUCUUGAACAAAAAGGAAUGCUUGUGAAUACUAUUCAAUCUGAAACAAACACAAAAAUUAUCUUAGAAAAGAAAUAUUAUAAUAGUACUGAUGAACCUAGGCGAAUUAUUAUUAAAGGAACAGCUGAACAUAUUGCUGAAGCAGUUUCAACACUUGAAGAUUUAGAUAGAGAAACCAAAAGUGCUAUUGAACAACUUAAACUUGCUCGAUCUACAAGAUCACCUCGUAGUAAAAAUCUUCCUCGUGAUACAGCCAAUACUAAGACUCCAAAAAAUUCACCCAAACAAUUGGAAUCUUCUGCUAUUGCUCAAGAAGGUGUUAUGGAAGUUUAUGUUAGUGCUGUAGAGAGUCCUAGUCGAUUCUGGGUUCAAGUAGUUGGAGAAGGUACUUUAGCUUUGGAUUCACUCGUUGAAAAUAUGACUGCUUAUUAUAACAAUGAAGAUAAUAGAGAAAUACACAUCUUGAAAGAUAUCUCUGUCGGCCAAAUGGUAGCAGCUAAAUUCAGUUUUGAUAAUUGCUGGUAUCGAGCGGAAGUUAUUACAUUAAUGGAAAAUGGAUUAUAUGAAGUAUAUUUUGUCGAUUAUGGUGAUAAUGAAUUCGUUGAUGAAAAUAAUAUUUUGGAACUCCGAACAGAUUUCUUAAGCUUACGUCUACAAGCUAUUGAGUGUUGUCUUGCAAAUGUGAAACCCAAAGACGAUGAAUGGAGCCAAGAAGCAUGUAAUCGAUUUGACGUUUUAACUUGGGCUGCUCAGUGGAAAGUUCUUACUGCGAAAGUCUGCGGAUAUAAAGAAAGAGUACUUGGUCAAGGCAAAUCGAGGAGGGAAGGUUCACCAAUACCGUGUAUGGAAUUAUUUGAUAAGAGUAAUGAUAACCAGGAGAUAAAUAUUGGCAAGCAGUUGAUUGUUGAUACUUUCGCUAUCGCUGAGGAAGGUACUUGGUCUGCUUCCAGUUCAACAUUAUCGCUGUCUAAACAUGAUUUUCCAACAAGUACAGCAGUAGCUCAAGAUUCUACUCCUAAUGCUUCUAUAUCUAGCAUUUCUUCUGUUGAAGUUAGUCCUCAGCAAGAUAAGAAGCCUACAAACGAACUCAUUGACUUAACUACUCCAAUCAAAACUAAAAAAUCCAAAGUCAUUGAAGAAAUUGAUCUGGUAACACCACGUCAUGAACAAACAGUGGAAUUUAUUAAUGCUGAAAAGAAAUCUGAUAGCCAUGAAAAUGGUGAUAAAAUACCUGUUUUUGAUCCUUCAGUUAUAGAUAGUGAUAAUAGUGCAGAUUCAGAUGAAUUUGAACUUGGUUAAAGGUUGUUAAAGAAUCUCAAAAUAUUUAUAUAUUUUUUUUUCGUUUUUUUUUCUUUUGUCUAAAGUUAUAAAUAAUAUUUAUUUUCGAGAAAGUUACAGUGAUGUUUUCUCUGACUCUUAGAUAACAAUUGUUCGUGCCUUAAUAUUUUCUCAAUCGCUACUUAGAGAUUGCGCAGAGAUUGAAUAGAAAUGUAUUUUUAUAUGCUAACAAGAAAGUAAUAGUUGAAGUUUUUAUUUCCAACUCAUAACAAUUAUAUGUAUAUACCUCAAUAUUGAUUUUCAGUUUUUUUUUCUAUCCUUUUUUUUUAAACAUCAACAAAUCGUUGUCGACUUAAGUUUUUUAUUAUCAUACAUAUAAGUAUUAUUAA